Rhinolophus ferrumequinum (greater horseshoe bat) is the source of this 614-nucleotide messenger RNA. It is a transcript of the gene SPINK2, whose product is annotated as serine peptidase inhibitor Kazal type 2. Gene Ontology annotation, biological process: negative regulation of serine-type endopeptidase activity; spermatid development. The transcript is spliced from 4 exons. The record is from RefSeq and is a predicted model, not a curated record. Bases 77 to 334 code for a protein of 85 amino acids. Lineage: Eukaryota; Metazoa; Chordata; Mammalia; Chiroptera; Rhinolophidae. Gene Ontology annotation, molecular function: protein binding; serine-type endopeptidase inhibitor activity.
GUCAGACCUGUGCACGCCCUGAGUGUUGCUAGGGCACUGGAGCACGGCAUUCCGUUGGCCGGCUGCUGGAGGGAGGAUGGCGCUGGUGGCGCUGAGCCUGGUGCUGUUAUUGCUCCUGGCCAGGGAUUUGGCAGCCUCUGUGAACAAUCAAUUUGGUCAACUUUCAGAAUAUAGAACACCAAACUGCAAUCAGUAUAAAUUACCAGGAUGUCCCAGAAACUUUGACCCUGUGUGUGGAAGUGACAUGUCCACUUAUCCCAACGAGUGUACUCUGUGCAUGAAAAUCAGGGAAGGGCGUCAUGAUAUUAAAAUAAUCCAAAGUGGACCGUGCUGAUGGAGCAGUUUACAAAAGAGAAAUCGGAGGGACCACCUUCAACCGCAUAGUAGAUGACUUUCAUUUCCCCUUUUUCUCUUUUCCUACGUUUCUAUGCAUGAGAUCUGCUAACCCACAUUUUCUGAGAGAAGGUGUGGCGGAGAACCAUGUGCAGUGACUGAUAAUUAAAACAGAAACCAAAAUCAUUGUUUCUUGGCUUUUACCUCUCCAGUUAAGCUUAUUGCACAGAUGACUUGUGUGUUGCUUUAUUUAGUUGGAAUAAAAUCUGCAUUGUAUUCAA